AUGGCUGUUGAAUCUGGUAUCACAGCUCCUGUCACGGGAAUGACGAAACCCGACAAUAAUAAUAGUAAAGACCUAUCUUUCAUCUCAUCCUCACUCCCAGUAUCAGAUACUGAAAUCGACCGACAUCCCAGGGCCAAGCGUCCAUACCUGGCCAGUCGGAGACCCAGUGCUUCCAUCCUUGUCCCCCGCGAUCACCCAGAAAUCGAGAUUCAGGAGGAGGAAUUUCCUCCAGAUGAUGCUCGGGCAAUGAGCCCAAGAAGAAAUCCCGCUGACGUGGAGAGGCUAUGCAGAGAGAUUCAAGAAGCUAUUCAACAGGUUGAUAACCGCAGACGAGCAGAUACUUUCCAAUCGUCGUUGCAGGCCUUGGCGGAACACAUCGAUGAGGUCAAGUCGGAGCAUGACAAACUAGAAAACGAGAGUCGAUUUCUACAAGGAUACAUUGGAGACCUCGCCCGAGCCAUGUCGCUAACCGCUCGGGUAAGGAAAACAGAUGGAAAAAAGCCGGCCGCAGGGACUGACCACGGAGCAGUCGAGGUCGAGCAACCGGCAGCCCCACAUCCAGGAGCUCAUCCAGAAACGGGAUUUCUUCAGCAAACGCCUUGGGUUCAAAGAAAGCACAAGGGAACCGUCCAGCGUGAACUUCACAAGAAGAUCACCCGCUACAAGGCGAACGAGGGAGCUACCCAAGACUACCGCCGGCCAGAUAUACUAUAG
Molecule: messenger RNA, 714 nt
Organism: Histoplasma mississippiense
Lineage: Eukaryota; Fungi; Ascomycota; Eurotiomycetes; Onygenales; Ajellomycetaceae
Exons: 2
Coding region: 1-714 (237 amino acids)
Source: RefSeq, a predicted model, not a curated record